AUGAAUCAACAUGUUGAAUGUGAGCAUCAUGACAGGAAACUAGUUAGAACUACUGUUGUGCUGAUUGUGGGUGCUGCCCUUUUUGGUGUCUUCGUAGUUGUUGCUAAUGUAGGACGGAAGAAGACAAACAAGCACGAAAGAACUUUGCACGACAGCACACUUCCACUAAAUGAUGAAGUAGAACUCCAAGAUUUACCAUUGUUUAAACUUCAAAAGUUGGAAGUUGCGACAAACUUCUUUUCCAUAGAAAAUAAGAUCGGACAAGGUGGUUUUGGUCCUGUAUAUAAGGUUACCAUUCUUUCAGGUGUAAUCAGUUAUAAAUAUGUGAAGGGAAAAUUGGAAGAUGGAAAAGAAAUUGCGGUUAAAAGACUAGCAAGAGAAUCUGGACAAGGUCUACAAGAAUUUAUGAAUGAGGUAGUAGUCAUAUCAAAACUUCAACACAGAAAUCUUGUCAGAUUGUCAGGGUGCUGUGUAGAAAGAGAGGAAAAACUAGUCUAUGAAUACAUGCCAAAUAAGAGCUUGGAUGCCCUCCUCUUUGACCCGCAACAUCAAAAACAAUUAGACUGGAAGAAGCGCUUCACUAUUAUCAAAGGGAUAUCUCGAGGCCUAUUGUAUCUUCAUAGAGAUUCUAGAUUGAAGAUUAUUCAUAGAGAUCUUAAAGCGAGCAACAUUUUGCUCGAUGAGGAGCUCAAUCCAAAGAUAUCAUAUUUUGAAACAGCUAUGAUUUUUGGAAUCAAACAAGAUCAAGACAACACCUUAAGAGUUGUUGGGACCUAUGGUUACAUGUCUCCGGAAUAUGCAAUGGAAGGGCGGUUUUCAGAAAAAGCAGAUGUUUUCAGUUUGGGGGUGCUUCUUUUGGAGAUCAUCAGUGGCAGAAAGAACAAUAGCUUUAAAGAACAUGAAUCUUUGAGCCUUUUAUCUUAUGCAUGGAGAUUGUGGAAUGAAAACAAUAUUCUUUCAUUAAUUGAUGCAACAGUUAGUGAUCCACACUUCAAAGAUCAGAUUCUAAACCGAUUAAUCAUCAUGAAUCAUUAUUGUUUGCCCGUCCAUGUAUCGGAGUUUUCUGCAUUUUCACCAGAUUAUGUUUCAUGA
This is a messenger RNA of Amaranthus tricolor (Joseph's coat), 1092 nucleotides long. Its product is annotated as G-type lectin S-receptor-like serine/threonine-protein kinase At1g11330. Gene Ontology annotation, molecular function: protein kinase activity; ATP binding. The transcript is spliced from 8 exons. Bases 1 to 1092 code for a protein of 363 amino acids. NCBI's taxonomy places the organism in Eukaryota, Viridiplantae, Streptophyta, Magnoliopsida, Caryophyllales, Amaranthaceae. The record is from RefSeq and is a predicted model, not a curated record. Gene Ontology annotation, biological process: protein phosphorylation.